Messenger RNA from Chilo suppressalis (striped riceborer), 2124 nucleotides. The record is from the annotation of a GenBank genome assembly. NCBI's taxonomy places the organism in Eukaryota, Metazoa, Arthropoda, Insecta, Lepidoptera, Crambidae.
GCGGAACGAUCUAAAGUGGUAGCGGUCUCGCGUGAACUAGUUUUAUAUAACGAUCAUGGCCACUGGCCAUGAUUGUUUUGGCGGAGGGGUACGCCCGUCCAUGCUCUCUCCAGGUAUGAAUGCUCUAAGGCUGAACCCCAAGCAGCCAUAUUGUAUAUGAAAAAAAAAGUGUGUCAACCUCUAAAGUACCGUACCCGUAUUAGUUCUUCGAAGAUUCCUGUGUGACGGUUUGAUGCGUAGUAUCCUUAGUUUGUGCAAUCAAAAAUUGACAUUGACAUUUGAGACUGAUAUGUUUGCAUUUUUUUUGUAUCGCACGCUGGGACCGGGAGCUGCGGUGAGGUGACCUAAAAAUAAUCUGAAAAUAGAUAUCAAAUAUCUAUCUUUAAGAAAGAACUUUACGAGCCCUUAAUACUAAUGAUCAAAUAUACUUUUAAGUAAACUUUGCAAGUUACACAGCAUGGGUAAUCGAAAUAAGUUUGAAGAAUUUUAUCACCGCUUGAAAAAAAUGUUUACGUGGUCUUAUCUAAAGGCUUUGAUUGUGAAUCCGGGACAGCUGCCCAUCGUCGCUUUCCUUAUUAUCAUCUCAGAAUUAAUUAUUAAUAUAAUUGUAGUGGAAAGAGUACCAUAUACAGAAAUUGAUUGGAAAGCGUACAUGCAAGAAUGUGAAGGAUUCCUUAAUGGCACAUUAGACUACAGUAAGCUACACGGCGAUACGGGGCCUUUAGUAUAUCCUGCAGGUUUUGUUUAUUUAUACUCUAUUUUCUACUUCCUUACAAAUCAAGGUGGAAACAUCAAACUUGCUCAGUACAUAUUUAUAGGAAUUUAUUUGUUGCAAUUAUAUUUUGUGCUCAGAAUCUAUAUAAAAACAAAAAAAGUGCCACCUUAUGUUCUUGUAAUAACAAUUCUUACUUCUUACAGGAUACAUUCUAUUCAUGUUUUACGUUUGUUUAAUGAUCCAAUAGCUGUGCUUCUGUUAUAUGUGUCUCUUAAUUUCUUUAUGGAUUCUAAAUGGUAUCUUGGUAGCAUUUUCUACAGUUUGGGAGUUUCAGUAAAAAUGAACAUACUUCUUUAUGCACCUGCUUUGUUUUUCUUCUAUCUUGUUAAUUUAGGUUUAAAAGAUAUGGUUGUUCAACUGCUUGUAUGUGCUCUUAUUCAAUUAAUAUUAGGUCUACCAUUUCUAAUAGGUGAACCCUAUGCAUACCUAAAAGGAAGUUUUGAUUUGGGUCGUGUAUUUAAUCACACUUGGACUGUGAAUUAUAGGUUUCUCAAUAUUGAGACAUUUGAAAGUAAAUGCUUUCACUUAACUCUAUUAGGUAUUCAUAUUUUGCUAUUGUUCAUAUUUAUACCAAUGUGUAUUAAGUAUUUCAAGAGUUAUUGCAGAUUAAAGUAUGUCCAAAGGCAGGUUCAACCACAAAUUGAUGUUAAGAACCGCGAUAAUAAAUUAAAAUCUAAACUCAGAAAAGAUAGCAAAAAGAAAUCUGUUAUGAAACAAGAUGAAAAAUUGUCUAAGGAACAGGAAGACUUCUUGAAUUCCUUUGAAAAUCUCCUUAAAAAAUCCUCACAAAAGGGAGGCAAACAGGCUCAUAAGAAAUCUCUAGAAAUUGAUAAUGAAGAGACACACUAUAGCAUCAAUUUUGACAUUUUGUCUCAAUUAUUCAUUUUGCCAAUGUUCAUUGUUAAUUUUAUUGGUGUUGUUUGUGCAAGAAGUCUUCAUUAUCAAUUUUACACAUGGUACUUCCAUAGUUUACCAUAUCUCUUAUGGUCUACAAAUUUCUCCACCAUUAUGAGGUUUCUUAUUUUAGCUCUUAUUGAAUUAUGUUGGAACACUUACCCUAGUACAAAUCUAACAAGUGCUUUACUACAUGUAUGCCAUAUCACUGUAAUUUAUGGAGUUUAUAAGAAGUUGUCAAAUGAAUUAAAUAUAGUAUCUAAAUUAAAUGCAUAGUAAUAUAACAAGUCACAUGUAAAAACCAGGACCCAUUUAUUAAGUUCCUUAAGCAAACUGAAAUAGAUGUUCAUCAAACUUAGUUUAAUCAUAUUUCAAAAAAAUUGAUGAAAAAUACCUGUACAAUGUUAUUUUUAUUUUUACAUGUAUAUUUUUGUGUUAAUAUAGUUUACAUUAGU